AUGGCGGGUUCAGAAUCAGCACCACCAGCAGAACCAGAAAUCGAAAACCAACUCUCUUCUCUCAUCUACGAGAUAUCGAAUGAAGCUCAAGGAAUAAUGGAGAACAUGCUUAAGAUGACAGCUGAGAUUAAUCAAAAUUCUGCAGUGAUAGAGGAGGAGAUCGAGAAAUGUAAAUCUUCUGCCGUUGAGAGGAAAACGGCUUUAGAUGAAGAGAAAAAUCACUUCCAGAAAGCUGCUUAUGCUGUUCUCGACAUGCUUAACAGAGAUUAA
Messenger RNA from Lathyrus sativus (Indian pea), 270 nucleotides. The record is from the annotation of a GenBank genome assembly. Lineage: Eukaryota; Viridiplantae; Streptophyta; Magnoliopsida; Fabales; Fabaceae.